Cataglyphis hispanica is the source of this 873-nucleotide messenger RNA. RefSeq lists its product as uncharacterized. NCBI's taxonomy places the organism in Eukaryota, Metazoa, Arthropoda, Insecta, Hymenoptera, Formicidae. Bases 123 to 827 code for a protein of 234 amino acids. The record is from RefSeq and is a predicted model, not a curated record. The transcript is spliced from 2 exons.
UUCAAUGAUUUGUCGAAGUAAAUCAAUAUGGAUCGUGAACGUGAAUGUGUUUUGUGAGAAUAUUUAAUUCGACAAUGUGAUGAUAGCAAAUUAAUAUUAUCACUGAUAAACUUAUUUAGACAAUGUCAAUCAAUACAUUAUGUGCUGCAUUUCGCAAAAUUGCAGUGGGCAGAAUAAGUACUAUUGCUACUGCAAGAUGUUACUCAACACAACAAUCAAAUUGUGAUGUUAAUGUAAUAUCCCGUUUAACAUCCAAUAGUCAUGGCAUAGAUAGUACUAAGACCAUUGAUAUCAAAUUUAUACCAGGGACACUUAAUAUAGAUUUUGGGAUACGUACAAAUGGAAAUUUAAUAAGAAAUAUUAUUGAAAUGCCUGUUACAAAGAUUCCCCCAUUACAAGAUCCUGUAAAGCGUUUACCCAUUCGAUAUGAUUUACCUAUAUCGGAGAAGUCUAUAGAUUUGCCUACAAAUGGAGAAAUCUUUGAGAAACAUGCGGUACGUUUAAUUGUGAUCAGACAUAAGAAAAUGAAGAAACAUAAGCGAAGGAAACUGCGUAAGAAGAUGCAGUUUAUAUGGGCAAAAUUGAGACAUAAACGUAAUGUAAAAAAAGAGAAAGUAUUUCAGGCAGAGCUAAUUAAUAAAAUUAAGCAAGCACAAGCAUUUGAUGCUAAGGUGUACAUUAAAGAGAAACUCAAUAUUCUGAACAAGGAAAGAAUACCAAGAACUUUCAGAGGCGAAAUUUUACCUGCUGAAAUGAUAAAAAAAUUUAUAGAUGAGAAAAAAGCAAAACAAGAAGCAAAGCGUAACAAACCUCGUUUAAUUCUAUAAUUUAUGUAUAAAUCAAGUAAUAAACAAUAAACUUUAUGCUAUUUAA